Messenger RNA from Spirodela intermedia, 1633 nucleotides. NCBI's taxonomy places the organism in Eukaryota, Viridiplantae, Streptophyta, Magnoliopsida, Alismatales, Araceae. The record is from the annotation of a GenBank genome assembly.
AUGGAGGAGAUAGAAGAUGCUAUCCGGGGUUCGGUGGAGUCCUCAGAGAGACUCCUUAACCUCUUUUCUAGCUCCUCAGGACGAGUCCUGGGUAGUCAUCUGAUAGCGGAGGCCAGCGGCGAAGCCGUCGCCAAGUGGGGGAUAGUGGUCUGCCUGCUCAACAAGGGUCGUGGCCAUGGGAGGGUCAGGUUGCAGACGCCAUCCCAGUGCCCCCUCCCUCACACCACGCCGACAUGGAAACCUCUCCAGCUACUCAGGAGGAAUCUCCAAAAGAAACCAGGCGGAGAGCUGGGUGCACCCCACACGGACGACAACAGAUUGUUCCAUGGAAACCGAGCUCUGCAAAUGGACCCUACUCUCAUUGGAGUUCUCCCCAGAGCUGCAGAGCUUGCACCCUGCCCACCAUUUCAGUAUCCCCUGCACCAGCCGCACAAGUACCAGCGGAGUGGGAUCAACCUGAACUUCGAAAGCUCCGGCUGUGAUCCCACCAUGUCCUCCACCAGGUCAUUCAUCUCCUCCCCGAUCGUGGAUGGGAGCCUCACCGGCAUGAACGGGCAGGGGUUCCAGCUCUUGGAUUCUCUGCCGCCUUCUGAGAGGUUCGGCAUCCUACAACUGCCGAAGAGGAGGUGCUGGAACAGUGGGGAGGAGGGGAACGGGAGAUGUGCGACCAGUGGCAGGUCCCACUACUCAAAGAGAAGGUUAAAAACGUCAAUUUCUUCUCUUUGUUUCUCUAUUCAAGCGUUUGCAGAACUCUCCGGUGAAUUAAAAUGUCGUCCUUUUUUCUGCUCAAAUUAUAGGAAAUUGAGAGUUAGGAGAUCAAUUAAGGUGCCUGCUGUUAGCGACAACCUCGCUAUCUCACCGGAUGAGUACUCAUGGAGGAAGUACGGGCAGAAGCCGAUCAAGGGCUCUCCACAUCCAAGGUAUGUGAAUUCCUUUCAUACAGAUUCCAGGUGUCUGCUGAAAUAGGUUGUUUCCUAAGUUCAGGUCAACACGGCGAUAUGGAUCAUAUCUCCUCCUCAGAACUGAAUUUAUUUCAUAAUGUGGAGUUUCUAAGGAAUGCCGGGAAGAGUUUUGAUGGUGGAUAUAUGCACAUUUGGUUCUAUUUCCCAAAUCAUUUAUUGAUUUUAUUGAUGGGUUUCGUAGACCCACUGGAGAAGAGCAUUGUAGGGAGUCACAUGAGCUUGAAUUGACAGGAUAAAUUCGUCAGCUAUCAAGAGCAGAUGAAUCCUUCUUUGAAUCAUUAGAACCAGCUUUUCCUCGAAAGGGAGAAGAUUAAGCCUAGAUUCAAUACAAUUCUUCCCGCCAAGUGAAGGCAAAAUAUUUCAACCGUACACAUCUUUAUUGUUCUCCGAAGAGGGUUGUCUGAACUCAAUAUUAUCCCUCGAAAAGGGCCGACUCUAUACGAUUUCCUUGUAAAUUUAAUCAGAUAAAUCUACUGGGAUUUUAUUAUCUCCUAAUGAAUUCCUGCAGAGGAUACUACAAGUGCAGCGGUAUGAGAGGCUGCCCUGCAAGGAAGCACGUCGAGAGGAGCUUGGAGGACCCUUCCAUGCUCAUCGUCACCUACGAAGGCGAGCACAACCAUGAAAGGGUCCUGACGCAGUCGACGCCCUCAAGGAGAACUUCCAUCACAUAA